Messenger RNA from Rotaria sp. Silwood2, 819 nucleotides. NCBI's taxonomy places the organism in Eukaryota, Metazoa, Rotifera, Eurotatoria, Philodinida, Philodinidae. The record is from the annotation of a GenBank genome assembly.
AUGUCAAUAAUUCGUCCUAAAAAUGCUUAUCCGAAUGUAAAAUAUUUUGAAUCCAUUGAAAUAUUAAAUCAAUUUGAUAUAAUUCGAAAAAAUUUAGUAAAAAAAAAUUUUCAUAUCGAUCCAAAUUAUUUAACUAAAGAAAAUAUAGCUGAAAUUAUUAUUCAAUUAGUUCAUUUGCAAGAAGAUCUUCUUGGUCAACAAUCAAAUAAACAAAUUACACGAAUUCCUAUGAAAUGUUUUUUAGAUUUUCAUGAAACUGGUGCACUUUAUCUAAUUAUUCUUGGUUGUUUUCAAUAUAAUAAUUGGAAAAAUUUAAAUUUAACCAUUUAUUCUCGUCAUGAAAUUAUUAAAUUAUUUGAAUAUUUACAAAAAUUAUUGAUUGAACAACAUAUUUUAACAUUCCCACGAUGUUAUCUUCAUUCAAAUAUUGAUAAAAAUUUACAAAUACAAUUAAAAACAAUUAUUGAAAAACAUCAUGGAACUGUUGUUGAAUAUGAACAAGAUGCUGGUCAUAUUAUUUAUCCAUUAUUAAAUGAAAAUCAACGAAAUAUUCAAAUUGAACGUGAAAUAGAAAAGCGUGAACAUAAUUAUCGAUUACAUUAUUGGUUUUAUCCAGAUUCAUUUGAUAUUUGGCUAUCGAAUAUAGAUGAUGAAGAAUCAGAUAAACGACAUGAAACAUUUCCGAGAAUAUGGCAUAUUACAGCUAAUUGGAUUUUAGAUACAGAUUUAUUUAAUGAAUGGAUGAAUGAAGAAGAUUAUCAGAUUGAUAAAAAUUUAGUAGGAAGUUUUUUAGUUUUUCGUUAUCCUUUUGAAAAAUAA